AGACAGCAGCAGCAACCACAGAGUGCGCUCACACGGAAGCACCGUCAGCCAGCAUCUCACCUGAUAAACAAACACUCGGCUAGAGAAAGAAGGUGCUACAUUGAUAUUUGAGCUUGCCACUGCACAAAAGGAAACCCAGGAACGGCUACAAGCAGCUAUGCGGCCACGAUCCACAGUGCUCUCCAAGGGAGGAUUGCUCCUGCCCACAAUCACCGAGGGCACCGAGGAGACAUUGAAAGAUCUCAACGAGGCCAACACUCAACAUGUUGCUGAUCACGUUUCCUCGGACGACUACCUUCUUUCUAUCUGCCACCUAGCACACCCUACAUUCCCUACUGGCAACGUUACACCUGACACACAGCAAUUGAACAGUGUGCGACCAAGAAUUCGCGUGUCACGUCUUAACCACAGACAAAAAGCCCACGACUGGGGUGUGCAGAAGGUUGAGAACAAUGAAGUGUUAGGCUGCUCUGAUCCCCUGGAGUAUCUUUAUGGACGUCACAACGACAUUUCCACUGGUCAGUCAAAAUCCAGGGCGUACCCACAGCAAAGCAAUCAAAGGCAAAUUGAGAGUGAGCGGGAGAAGCCAUCUCGCUCAAGAGCAUACAGCAUCCCCCACACUGCAAGUCCCGGUCUCCCACGGCAACGCAAGAGCAGCUGCCCUGAUAUACACACCAACACGACCAUUCCGAGCGUAUCCGCAAAACACAACAGGCCCACGCUGACAGCCGAGAUGGGAAAAGUGUCAGACAACAAAGUGGAAGGGGAGGAGGGAAACCCAAACAAGAGGCACUCUCUGGUAUCGCAGUGGAUCUCUGACUGCAGGUCAGCUUGGAGGGAAGGACGAAUGCGAGCCUGCAUGCUCCCUGCCAUCACUGAGAUAUAGAAUCGUUAGUCAAAAAACACCAGUAACACAUUAAUUUAAGCCAUGUUUCCACCAAGCGGUAAACAGUGCAAUUUAGCUCAGAACAAUACAAAAUGACAUGGUAUACUUCGGGUAUAAGUCUCAACCGUGACAUCAUCAUCUAAUUUUUAUAUUUAUACACAGUGAAACUUCUUCAUACGAGCACCACUGUGCGAGCAAAUGUUCAUGUGCUGUCUCGGCGUCCCGCGAGGUGGCAUACCAGCAUCUCACAUCAACAGAAUCCCCCACCAGCCCACCUGCCGCACAUCCUCCUUGUCUCCGGUGAUAGAAUUUGUAUCCAAGUGCACCCUACUGUUGUUUUCAUCAACAAUGACAAUAACGAAAAUAUUUCGUCGACAAACAAUUUUUGUAUGACGACGGCUUAGGAGACUAGAACAUAACGAGACGAAUACCAGUUUUCGUCUGAUGAGAAAACGAGACGAAAAUGCGACAUUGUUUCUGUAAUACGUUCGCAAUUCGUGAAAUUUUCAUAUGGUACGUCAGCUAGCAUCGUGGCAGUGUUUGGGUCGUUUCACUCAUGUGAGAUGUGCUGUGCCUCUCCAUCCUCACCGGAGUUUAGGAUGUGUCUCAAGCUAGGCUGCGCUCCAUCUUGCUUGUUAGGAAACAUGGUAAGAUUUGUUUUCUUAUCUUGGCAAGAGAGAAUAUUGAAGGGAAAAGUAUCUUUUUUUCAUAUUUACCGAUCGACUGUAUGUAUUAGUCUAACACACUUCAUAUAAUCAAUCAAGGAAUAUCAUCUUUUCUCGUAUUUAUUGUUUGACUAUUUUUAUUACUCUAACACACCCAAGAUAAAAUAAAUAACACUUUUAAGGAAAACAAGCAGAAUAUACGGCAUAAGAGAUACAUGACGCCUUCUUAUCACGGAAGCCCAACGUGUGCGUCGUGCAACUAACUGAGCAAGAUUCACGCUGAUGAGGCAAGACAUCUACAACCCCACGUCUGCACCACCAACUCUCGCAAUCACUUCUUCCGGACAGUCCAGGGCAAAUGGCGGGACGUCCUGUCCCAACACAAGGAACACCGGAGAACGCCCAAUAUACAACUUAUAACAUGACUUAUAAGACUCCAGGAGCCCCUUUGACGCUGAGGAAGCAAAAUCCACAACCUUCGAUGCCCUGACAACAGUAACUCCCGACUCCUCCUGUCCAAUCCACAAACAGACAAUAAUCCUAAACAACGCCCAAGCACACCCUUCUUCUUCCCACAGCCCACGCCGCGAGAGCCUUCAAAAAGACUGGAUAUUUACAGUAUAUCACAAAAGUCAGUACACCCCUCGCAUUUCUGACACAAUUGACACAAUGAAAAGUAGUCUGUGUGCAGCUUAUAUAAUAGAGUUCAUUUAUUUUUCCCUCAAAAUAACUCAAAAUAUUUGCCUGGCACGGUCAGACUGUUCUCCCUGUGUUUUUCAAACACUGAGAGUAUAGUCUGGGACCGAGCCCAUUAACGGCCUCUCGAGCAAGCACAAAAUCAAUCAACAAAUCUGAUUCGUUUAUUUGCGUGACGUAUUCUUAACGAGCAACGUCACUCUUCCACGUCGGAAGUCGUCUCCACAACAACACAGAUGGCGAACGGGAGAGCCGAGAAUAUGUUCCAGUCCACGGUAAAAUCAGUUUGCCCUGUUGAAUAAACUCCGCUCUCCUCGUAUGUUUACUUCUGCGCGCAAGUCCCUCGUCCCGCCCGUCGCUGAUUGGUCCACUCCGCUGUCUGUUUGCUGUGGCUUGCUCCGCUCUGGAAAUUUUAUCCGCUUAAUGGUGGCCAGACUCAAUAGCUGGAACAGCAGUGAGUCUGGAGUACCAGGCUCUCAAAAUAUAGCUAUUAAUAUCUAAACCGCUGGCAACAAAAGUGAGUACACCGCUUUGAAAGAACAUACAUCGCUAAAUGUCCAAUUUGAAUAC
This is a messenger RNA of Corythoichthys intestinalis (scribbled pipefish), 2817 nucleotides long. RefSeq lists its product as uncharacterized. The coding region runs from base 158 to 886 and encodes 242 amino acids. Gene Ontology annotation, biological process: regulation of autophagy. NCBI's taxonomy places the organism in Eukaryota, Metazoa, Chordata, Actinopteri, Syngnathiformes, Syngnathidae. Gene Ontology annotation, cellular component: mitochondrion. The transcript is spliced from 2 exons. The record is from RefSeq and is a predicted model, not a curated record.